UGUGCGUGUGUUUCUUCUCCGUGCGUGGACCGGGAGAGCCGCGACAACCUUCUCCUUCAUGACCGGCUUCGUGUUCUGCUGCGCGAUGUACAUGGACAGCAGCAGCAGCGGCGGCGCGGGUCCCUCCUCCUCCUCCAGCCCUAGUUUGCUGACUAAGAGUCUGUCCCUGGAGCCGCCCUGCGGCCCCCAGGGGGCGCUGGACUCCAGCUCCUCGUCAUUAAGCCCCGCCUCUCUGGAGGGGGGCGGGGGGCCGCCGGCCGCCACCGUUACACCACCGAGCAAGAGCCGGCCGCCGCUGCCCGGACCCAAGCCGCAGGUCCCCCCGAAACCCCCCCACCUCCAGCAGCAGGCGGGGGUGUCGAGGCCACGCCUCCGGGCUCCAGACAAGCCCCUCCCCCCUCCCCCGCCGCCCUGUCGACCCCUCCCGUCGGACCCGCGGGGGGGCCGGCCUCAGCCCGGCCGCGCCGACAGCCCCGCCCCCCCGACCUGCGUCCUGUCACUCAUCGAGAAGUUUGAGCGCACCUCCUCUCUCCUCCUCCAGGUGUUCUAUGCGCGCCUGAUGGAGGAGGCGCGGCUCCGCUCCUCCUUCCCCUGUGACGUGGUCCAGGGCAUCUUCUCCAACAUCUGCUCCAUCUACUGCUUCCACCAGCAGUUCCUCCUGCCGGCCCUGCAGCGGCGCAUGGAGGAGUGGGACUCUAACCCCCGCAUCGGGGACAUCCUGAUGAAGCUGGCUCCGUUCCUGAAGAUGUACGCUGAGUACGUGAAGAACUUCCACGGAGCGCUGGAGCUGCUGAGCGUCUGGACGGAGCGCAGCGCGGCCCUCAAGGGCCUGGUGCAGCAGAUACAGGUGAGUGGCCCUCGGGGCCCUCAAGGCCUGGUGCAGCAGAUACAGGUGAGUGGCCCUCGGGGCCCUCAAGGCCUGGUGCAGCAGAUACAGGUGAGUGGCCCUCGGGGCCCUCAAGGCCUGGUGCAGCAGGUACAGGUGAGUGGCCCUCGGGGCCCUCAAGGCCUGGUGCAGCAGAUACAGGUGAGUGGCCCUCGGGGCCCUCAAGGCCUGGUGCAGCAGAUACAGAUACAGGUGAGUGGCCCUCGGGGCCCUCAAGGCCUGGUGCAGCAGAUACAGGUGAGUGGCCCUCGGGGCCCUCAAGGCCUGGUGCAGCAGGUACAGGUGAGUGGCCCUCGGGGCCCUCAAGGCCUGGUGCAGCAGGUACAGGUGAGUGGCCCUCGGGGCCCUCAAGGCCUGGUGCAGCAGAUACAGGUGAGUGGCCCUCGGGGCCCUCAAGGCCUGGUGCAGCAGAUACAGGUGGGCCUCAGGGCCCUCAAGGCCUGGUGCAGCAGAUACAGGCCUGGUGCAGCAGAUACAGGUGAGUGGCCUCGGGGCCCUCAAGGCCUGGUGCAGCAGAUACAGGUGAGUGGCCCUCGGGGCCCUCAAGGCCUGGUGCAGCAGAUACAGGUGAGUGGCCCUCGGGGCCCUCAAGGCCUGGUGCAGCAGAUACAGGUGAGUGGCCCUCGGGGCCCUCAAGGCCUGGUGCAGCAGGUACAGGGGAGUGGCUCUCGGUGCUCUCAAGGCCUGGUGCAGCAGCUACAGUCUACCUGUCUGUCUCUACCUGUCUCUCCUCUCUCUACCUGUCUCUCUCUACCUGUCUGUCCCUCCUGCCUGUCUCUCCUCUCUCUACCUGUCUCUCUCUACCUGUCUGUCUCUCCUCUCUCUACCUGUCUGUCUCUACCUGUCUCUCUCUACCUGUCUGUCUCUCCUGUCUCUCUCUACCUGUCUGUCUCUCCUCUCUCUACCUGUCUGUCUCUACCUGUCUCUCUCUACCUGUCUGUCUCUCCUGUCUCUCUCUACCUGUCUGUCUCUACCUGCCUGUCUCUCCUGUCUCUCUCUACCUGCCUGUCCCUCCUGUCUGUCUCUCCUCUCUCUACCUGUCUCUCUCUCUCUCUACCUGUCUGUCUCUCCUCUCUCUACCUGUCUGUCUCUCCUCUCUCUACCUGUCUGUCUCUCUGUCCUCAGGACCGCAUGAGGAAGCUGCUGCAGGUGUAUGAGCUGCUGGGCGGAGAGGAAGACGUGGUGACGCCGACCAACGAGCUCCUGAAGGAGGGCGCCAUCCUCAAGCUGUCCAACAGGGGCGCCACGCAGGAGCGCCACCUGCUGCUGUUCAACGACAGGUUGCUCUACUGCGUCCCCAAGCUGCGUCUGAUUGGUCAGAAGUACAGCGUCCGCGCUCGCAUCGACGUGGACGGGAUGGAGCUGAAGGAGAGCAGCAGCGUUGGAGCAUCCAGGACGUUCCUGGUAUCUGGAAAACAGAGAUCUCUGGAGCUGCAGGCCAGGACGGAGGAGGAGAAGAAAGACUGGAUUCAGGCCAUCCAGGCGGCCGUCCAGAGACACCAUCAGACGAUGGAGAGCUUCAGACAUCUCACCUGCUCACUGAGGGACGACGAGUCCACGCCGCCACACUCCCCGAGCUGUGUAGAACUUGGAAAACGAGCUCCGACUCCCAUCCGAGAGAAGGAGGUGACGCUGUGUAUGAAAUGUCAGGAGCCGUUCAACUCCAUCACCAAGAGACGGCACCACUGCAAAGCCUGUGGACACGUGGUGUGUGGGCGGUGCUCGGAGUUCCGCGCCCGCCUCUCCUACGAUAACAACCGUCCUCACCGGGUGUGCGCGGCGUGUCACGCCAUGCUGGUCGGGACGGCGGCCGCCGCGCGGAGCGGCGGCACCCAGAGGAGACGCUCCAUCCUGGAGAAACAGGCCUCCCUGGCGGCCGAGCACAGCGUGAUCUGCAGCUUCCUGCACCUCAUGGAGAGAGGAGGUCGCGGCUGGCAGAAGGCCUGGUUCGUCAUCCCGGAGAACGAGCCGCUGGUCCUCUACGUCUACGGAGCGCCACAGGACGUGAAGGCCCAGCGCAGCGUCCCUCUGAUUGGCUUUGAGGUUUCUCUUCCUGAGUCAUGUGACCGGCUGGAGCGACGCCACGCCUUCAAGAUCUCCCAGAGUCACCUGACCCUGUUCUUCAGCGCUGAGGGGGAGGAGCUACAGCGACGGUGGAUAGACGUCCUGCUGAGGGCCGGGAGGGGGGAGGAGCCUCAGGUCCACCGGCCAAUCGUGGAGAGUCUGGAGGAGGAGGGGGAGGAGCUGGCGGCUGCAGCGGAAGGGGAGAACACGUGAUCCUAUUGGAUGACGAGGAUGACGAGGAUGAAGAUCCUUCCCUUUGGAAACCAGUACACAACCAGUACACAACCAGUACACAACCAGUACACAACCAGUACACACACUGCAUGAUUUCUGCUCGCUGUCAGACACAAAAUGGCGUCUCUUUCUUCUUCACCUUUUCUACCUUCACGAUGACGCGUGAGGUGGGCGGAGCAUCACAGGAAACAUCAGAUCCACGGUGUUUUUUUCUCCCCUCAUUUCGGUCUGAAACACUACAUUACCCAUAAGCCUCAGCUGCCGCUGCUGUGGAGACACGCCCACCACCCAUCAGCAGUAAGAAGCUCUCUGAUUGGACGGUUCCGGACCUGUGGCUUUACGCUCUGUGACGCCCAUGUCGGACGCCUGACGGACGCCUGUCGGACGCGUGACGGACGCCUGACGGACGCCUGUCGGACGCCUGUCGGACGCCUGUCGGACGCCUGACGGACGCCUGUCG
Molecule: messenger RNA, 3644 nt
Organism: Pseudoliparis swirei
Lineage: Eukaryota; Metazoa; Chordata; Actinopteri; Perciformes; Liparidae
Gene: fgd1
Product: FYVE, RhoGEF and PH domain containing 1
Exons: 16
Coding region: 59-3163 (1034 amino acids)
Biological process (GO): cytoskeleton organization; filopodium assembly
Cellular component (GO): cytoplasm
Molecular function (GO): guanyl-nucleotide exchange factor activity; metal ion binding
Source: RefSeq, a predicted model, not a curated record